AUGUCAGUCAAUUCACUGUCAAACUUUUGUACUCUUCCCUCGGAAAAGCCUCAUUUGUUUUUCAAUGCUGACCCUGAAGCACGUUCUGAAGCUUUGAAAGCGACGAAACAAUUGUAUGAAUUAGGAGGCAAAAUAUCAUCAAUAAUCAAUUCUCGUCAAAAUGUUCCAUCAUUUGAUAUCUUAUUACUGGAUGGAUUCGACAACGAGCAAAUAUGGCAACAGAUUAAUAUGAAAAAUCGGCCAUUUUUUGAACUUUUUGACCAAAAAUAUAACGAGUUGUGUAAUGUGAUCACGGGAUCUGGUCAAAGUGCAAAUGAAAAGUCUGUGAAUUUGAAUGAAGAUAGUGAUGAUAGUGAUCCGGAUAAGUUAGAUGCUGAUGAUAGUGACUUGAAUGCUAAUGAUAUUACGUAUUAUGAAUUUUUCAACCCACCUAAAAGAAAAUCAAAGUCUAUUACUAAACCUACUUCUAAGGAAACUAAAUACAACCGAGACACCGAUUCAGAACAAGAUUCACCAAAUUUUGAUAAAAGUGACAAUGUUUACUUUAAUAAUCAAGGAGAAAAAAGUUCCACUAAAAAUCUAGCUGCGAAAUUGGGUGAUUUAUUUGCACCAGGCAAAAAUGAGGAUGAAGAAGAACAGACAGAAACGAAGUCGUCCUUUCAGAAACAACAAGAGAAGAUGCAAAAACAGAUUGAAAAUCUUGAGCUUGGAAAUAUUGCGGAAAAGGAUUGGACACUCGUAGGCGAGGCAUCUAGUAAAGAUCGGCCAUUGAAUAGCUUGCUCGAGGAAGAUUUGGAAUUUGAUCAUGCUGUCAAGCCAAUUCCAGUUAUCACCGAAGUAGUUACCGAAAAAUUGGAAGACUUAAUAAAGCAAAGAAUAUUGGAUGGAACCUUCGAUGAUGUAGAACGUAAAACCGUCUUCACGAUGCGUCCAUUCCUUCCAUCAAGUCUAAUAGAACUAGACCAUGAAAAAUCCAAAAAAUCCCUAGCAGAAAUCUAUGAAGGCGAGUACGUAAAACAGACAAACCCCGAUGAAUACGUCAACGAAAAAGACGAAAAACUGAAAUUAGAGCAUCAAGAGAUUGAGAAUAUGUUUAGAACGUUGUGUCAUAAAUUGGAUGCGUUGAGUAACUUUCAUUAUACACCUAAAAUGCCUAAACCGGAAAUUAAUGUCAUUUCCAAUGUGCCUGCUAUCACUAUGGAAGAAGUCAUUCCGGUGAAUGUGAACGACGCGUCUUUAUUAGCACCAGAAGAAGUUUUUGAGAAGAAAAAGGGCGAAGUUAAAGGAGAAACUGAACUAGACUCUGCCGAGAAAAAACGGAUACGUGCUUCUAAAAAACGAGCAAGAAAGAAUGCAAAUAAAAAGCGAGAGAAUGAGGCCAAACAAAAGAUGAACCCUAGCAGUAAAAAGACCAACUUCAAUGAUAACAACAAACAGAAAAUGUUGAAUGUGUUGAUGGGACAACAGAAUGUAUCCUUGAUAGAGAAGGACGGUACAAAACGAUCCUUAAAGAAAAAUAAGAAAGAGGCCAGUGAUGUAAAUAUAAGCGGGUCAAAUCUGAAGUUAUGA
This is a messenger RNA of Ambispora gerdemannii, 1569 nucleotides long. Lineage: Eukaryota; Fungi; Glomeromycota; Glomeromycetes; Archaeosporales; Ambisporaceae. The record is from the annotation of a GenBank genome assembly.